UCCGCCUGAUGCUUCCCCGCCCCGCCUGCGCCCCACCUCCCCGGCUCCUCCCCGCCGCCGCCGCCGCCACGUUCCCCCUCAUCCUCAGGCGCCGCCAGCGACGGCGCCACCACCGCCACCGCCCGCGCCCGUGCCCGACCCUCCGCGCCUCCCUCUCCGACCUCCUCGCCAGCAUCCCGUCCUCGCUCGCUCUCGUCGGCCCCGCCGCGGCCGCCGCCGUCGCCGCGGUCGCCUCCUCCUUCUCCUCCUCCUCCUCCUCCUCCUACGUCCGCAACGGCCUCCCUCCCCCGUCCUCCUCGCCCCCCGAGCCGGACUCGGGCUACGCCGCCGCGUGCGGGGAUGCCGCGGGGGACUGGAUCCUCUUCACCAGCCCGACGCCCUUCAACCGGUGCGUGCUCCUGCGGUGCCCCUCCGUGUCGUUCGAGGACGGGGGCGUGCUGCUCGACGGCGUCAACGAGCGCCUCCUCACCGAGGAGCGGCACUACGUCAACCUGAGCCGCGGAAGCAUCCCCGCGGCGCGCGGCGGGGAUGGCGGCGCCGGCGACAUAUUCUACCAGAGGGUUUGCAUUCCCGCGGAGGACGGCGGGGUGAUCGCGCUCGAUUGGCCGGACAAUUUGGAUUUGGGCAAGGAGCAUGGGCUUGAUUCCACGGUGUUUAUAGUGCCCGGCACGCCUGAGGGGAGCAUGGAGAGGGGAAUCAAGGUGUUUGUGUUGGACGCAUUGAAGAAUGGCUACUUCCCCAUUGUGAUGAACCCCAGAGGCUGCGGCGGGUCACCCCUCACAACACCUAGGUUAUUUACAGCGGCUGACAGUGACGAUAUCGGUACAGCGAUACGAUUUAUAAAUAAUAAAAGACCUUGGACAACACUAAUGGGUGUUGGUUGGGGAUAUGGUGCCAAUAUGCUGACAAAGUACCUAGUGGAAGUUGGAGAGUCUACUCCUCUUACCGCUGCUGUUUGUGUUGACAAUCCGUUUGACCUACAAGAAGCAACAAGAUCAUUUCCUCAUCACAUCGCUCUUGAUCGAAAGCUCACGACAGGCUUGGUUGAUAUCCUGCGUGCGAAUAAGGAACUCUUUCAAGGAAAAGAUAAAGAUUUCAAUGUUCAAAAAGCUCUGUCAUCUGAUUGUUUGCGAGACUUUGAUGGAGCAAUAUCAAUGGUUUCACAUGGGUUUUCUACUGUUGAUGACUUCUAUGCGGAAAGUAGCACAAGGCUGUCAAUUUCCUAUGUGAAAAUACCUGUACUAUUUAUACAGAGCGAUGAUGGGACAGUGCCACUUCUUUCAGUACCACGCAGUUCAAUAUCAGAAAAUCCUUUUACAAGCCUUCUCCUUUGUUCUUGUGUGCAUUCAACUGUAUUCACAUUUGAGAGAUAUGCUGUAUUAUGGUGCCAGAAUCUUGCUUUAGAGUGGUUGUCAGCAGUGGAGUUUGCACUUCUGAAGGGUCGCCAUCCACUUAUCAAAGAUGUGGACAUCACUAUUAAUCCAUCCAAAGGUCUAGCAUUUGUUGAACCUCAAGCAAAUGAUAGGAAGGCUCCAAACAACAAUAAUUUCCGUCAGCAGUCUCAGUUUAUUUUGUACAAUAGCAUGCCACAUGGAAUAAAUGGGCUGCUCCUUGAUUCCGCAAAACAACAUUCUGUUUCUAACGAGAAGGAAAAUGGCCAGAUAAAAGAUAAUGGUGACAUGGAUAGGGCAAGGAAAGAUGUAAAUGAGGAAGAGUCGGAAGAGACUCCUGAAGAUGAUGAAAAAGGUCAUGCACUACAAUCAGCAAGUCUCGUGAUGAAUAUGUUAGAUGCUACAAUGCCUGGUACUCUGGAUGAUGAUCAGAAGAAGAAGGUUCUGGUAGCGGUUGAACAAGGUGAGACUCUUGUGAAAGCUCUAGAAGAAGCUGUACCCGAAGAUGUGCGCGGGAAGCUAACAACUUCUGUGACUGAAAUUUUACAAUCAAAACGAGGAAAUUUCAGUUUAGAUGCAUUGAAGCGACUUGGCUGGACGAAUGGAAGACCAAACACCAAGACAGCUGUCCAAGAAAAGAUCAAAGAUUCUGAUCACGAAAGUGGCCUUAAGGAUGCCAAAAUGCAUGAUCAGAAUAAAAGUGCCUCAGCCAUUGGUGACGUUGACCAAAAAGAUGGUAAUUUGACUUCUAAUGAUAAUAGUUCUGGAGAAGGUAUCGAGUCAUCACAAGGAAAGCCUUCCCAAACUUCUGGACCUGUUGGAGCUGUAACGGAAAUGGGAACUGAACAAAUUCAACCCAAUAGAUCGGAAAAAUCAACCCCUGGAAUAAAUGAAAGCAGUGAAGAUCAUCAGCACAAGACCGAUCAGGGGACUGAAACAGCUCCAAAGCAAGUUUCUGAUGACCUAUCACCAAGUGAGAAAAAAAAUUCUGAUGACCAAUCGCCUGGCGAGAAAAAAGUGUCUGACGACCAAUCAACAGCCAACUUGAAUGGCGCUCCCAGAGAACGAGUGCAAUCUGCUGAUGCUACAGCAGAGAGUCCCCAGGUUCAUGUGGUAGAAAAAGAUGGUGAUGCAGUCCGUGCCAGUGAAGAUAAGGCUACACAUAAUGUUACUGAUCAAAGCAUGCAAGUAUCUAAAACAGAAGAACCUAAACCUCCCCCGGUUAAUGUGACUCAGGCACUAGAUGCCUUAACUGGAUUUGAUGACUCAACUCAAAUGGCUGUCAACAGUGUAUUCGGAGUUAUCGAAAAUAUGAUUGACCAGUUUGAGAAACAACACGAGUCUGAGAACGGGGACAAGUCUGAUGGAAGUACAGAUGAAGCUUCUGUAAAUAAGACAGAGUCUCAAGUGACAGGUGAUAUGAACAAUGAGUCAAGUGGGAAAUCCAUAAAUCCAUCAUCUUAUCAACCAGAAAAUAGCAUUUCUGGAAAAGGCGAUUCAAUCAUGUCCGAGGAUCGCAUGAUUGGUGAGAUAAAUUCAAAUUUAAGUAUCAUAUCGUCUGCUAAAGAAAAAAUAGGAAAUUAUGAAAGAAAUAUAAUUGAGAACUAUGUGGAUGCAGAUGUUGCAAAGCAGGGUAGUGGCUUGCCUGACUAUUUAUUGAAUAUAGCUGUUAACUCUUAUUUGAAGGCACAGUAUGCUAUGUACCUUCACGAAUUUCUUUCUACACAAUUGCAACUCAAACCACCAGAUUCGAAUUCAGCAACUGAUCUUUUCCUUGAUCCACAUGAGGGUAAAUGGAAAAUAGCAGAUCAAAUGGACAGUGAGCAUGACUACAAUUCUAAGUCUGACAAAGAUGGCAACUAUACAAAAAAUAUUGGCAUUUCUGGUUCCUCGCGAGACCAAUUCAGAACAGAGAAUGUUAUUGAUACUCCCUACUUGGUUCUGUCACACUAUCCAGUUUCCAGGGACAAGAAGUCAAAUGAAUUAAAGCAGACAGUAGCAACCAAGUUACCUGAUAUUGCUUUGAGGGAGACACUCACAAGUUUCAUCAGAGAUGAAUUAGAAAAUGCCCUCAAAAUUGAAGUUGGUCGCAAAGUAGGGAUAACAAACACUGAGCAACUUGAAAGAAAUCUUGCACAUGAUGUGGAACGUCUUGCCGCUCAGGUUUCUAGAGCUGUUGUGCUUGAUUGUGAGUUGUACUCAGCAGCAUGUGUGGAAAGAAACCCAACAACUGUCAAAUUUGGUACAACUCAUGGAGAAAAUGUUAUUGAAGCUGUAUCAAAUGCAAUUCAGCAAUCUCAUGAUUUGAGAAACAUUCUUCCAGUGGGUGUCAUAGUUGGUGUUAUUUUAGCAUCAUUGAGAAAUUAUUUCCAUGUUGAUAUUUCUAAGCAUGAUAAACAUACGAAAACCAUUGUCAAGUCAGGAGUUUUAAGUGAGGAUCCUGAUUUUAAGAAUUCUUACUUGAAAAAAGAAGAAAGUACGGAUGAUGCUUCCUCAAAAACAGAAGAAACCACAAAUAAUGCUUCCUUACAAAAAGAAGAAAAAGCAAAUGAUUCCUCAAAAAAUGCAGAAAAUGCAGAUAACCCUAUCGAGAAAACUGUUGCACCGAAAGGGCAGGAAAUCAGAAGAUCAGAGGGUCAAGGUAUGAUGGUUGGGGCUGUCACAGCUGCGCUUGGUGCUUCUGCUUUUGUAGCACAUCAUCAACAAAAGAAGGUUGAAAAGCAUGAUAAUAUGGAUAGUACCAGGCCUGACGAAACUGCACAGGAGAAGAGCCAGAACAAUUUAGUGACCAGUCUUGCUGAGAAAGCCAUGUCUGUUGCAUCUCCUGUUGUACCCACAAAGGGUGAUGGCGAGGUUGAUCAAGAAAGGCUCGUCGCAAUUCUUGCUGAACUAGGACAAAAAGGUGGUGCAUUGAGGUUUGUUGGAAAAAUCGCUCUACUCUGGGGAGGUAUUCGUGGUGCUAUGAGCUUGACUGAUAGGCUCAUCUCAUUCUUACGUAUUAGCGAACGCCCCUUAUUUCAGAGGAUCAUGGGAUUUUCCUUCAUGGUAUUUGUGCUAUGGUCUCCUGUUGUGAUUCCUCUACUGCCAACACUUGUACAAAGUUGGACAAUAAGUUCUUCAACAGGAAUUGUUGGAUAUGCUUGCAUUGUUGGACUGUAUGUGUCUAUAAUGAUACUUGUCAUAUUGUGGGGUAAAAGAAUACGUGGCUACGAAAAUCCAGUUGAGCAAUAUGGGAUGAAUCUUGCAUCUGUAUCAAGGGUACAAGAAUUUUUGCAAGGUCUUGCUGGAGGUAUAACUGUUGUUGGAUUGGUGCAUUCAGUAAGCAUUUUACUUGGCUUUGCAGCUCUUCGUGCAGGGUCAUAUUCAUUCGUGACUAGGCCACUUGAUCUUCUCAAGUCUUCUAGUAAUGUACUAUUGCUAGCUCUCAGAGGAUUUGUCACAGCAACUAGUAUUGCUGUGGUGGAAGAAGUAGUUUUCAGAUCAUGGCUUCCAGAAGAAGUUGCUGUUGACCUUGGCUACUACAGUGCCAUUCUGAUAUCUGGGGUUGCAUUUUCUCUUAUUCACCGGUCCCUACCUUCAGUACCAGGCUUCUUGCUACUUUCACUAGUUCUUUUUGGACUUAAACAAAGGACGCAAGGGAAGCUUGCUGCACCUAUUGGCCUUCGUUCUGGAAUUAUGACAGCUAGUUAUCUGAUACAAACCAGUGGUAUUAUUCAAUCCAAACCUGGUACACCAUUUUGGAUGAUCAGCACGUACCAUCUUCAUCCUUUUGAUGGUGUAAUUGGCUUAAGUGUUUGUGCAUUACUUGCUAUCCUUUUCUUCCCCCAAGAACCUGUUCAGAAGGAUUCUUUUGUAUCGUGACAAGAAAACAAGUACCCUCAACGUAUAGCUUCAGAAAAAGAUGCGAUCAUCUCUGUACAAAAUUUGUGUGAGCAAAGGACUGCUCUAGUAUACCAUUUUACACCGCGGCUCCAUGUUCAGAGGGAAGCACCCAGUUACCUCAAAAAGAAUCUCAGAGAUUAUGCUGAUGCAUCAACUUUGUGCUUGUCCUUGGGGCAUCUGCAAUGUUCAUAUUCUUAAACUUGUACACUACCGUGUACUGUUUUGAUUUUUCGGGAAUAUACUAUAUAUGAAUCAAGUUGUAACCUUCCAAUCGGGGAUAGUCUCGUCCAUUGAUUACAAGGUUGAAAGAACAAACCAAGUUGUUGGAUAUGCCCUGGUAGAGAAUAUAGAAGCUGGUACAUUUUCCAUUUUGCCAAGUAGCCUGCAGACCUGAUACUGUCAUCCGACUUGGUUGUACAAUUACCUAAUACUGAUGAGUAGAUAUGACUAGCUGACUUGUAGGUCGUGUCUGUACAUCGUAUAUAGUAUAUUCUGCCAAUUUUGUUCUAAAUAUUGGAACAGAGAAUCAUACCCAAGUUUUGAGGUAUCAAAUUUUGGCCAACACACAUACUGUAUCUAGAAAAGGAGUUAAGUUCGCUCCAGGAGAGAGUUAGCUGAUGUUACAUAGAAUUGUGCAUCCUUUUCCCCCUUUUUAUCUGUUCAGAACUAACUGUAAAUGUAAUGUUAAGACCAUGUAUAGACGAAAAUUACUGUGAUUACAAGAAAAAUAUACAUGCAUUUAUGCAUUAUAGUCCUA
Molecule: messenger RNA, 6030 nt
Organism: Oryza sativa Japonica Group (Japanese rice)
Lineage: Eukaryota; Viridiplantae; Streptophyta; Magnoliopsida; Poales; Poaceae
Biological process (GO): CAAX-box protein processing
Cellular component (GO): membrane
Molecular function (GO): metalloendopeptidase activity
Source: RefSeq, a predicted model, not a curated record